AUGGAAACUCAAAAUCCAAGAACAAAAAGUGAAUAUUUUGAAAAUUUGCUGCAACAGUUAAAGAAUAAAAAAGAUGGAAUAGUGAAAAAUGAUGUAAUAAAUAAUAUAGAAUAUUACAUAGGAAUAUUAGUAAAUAUAAAUUUAAAAAAUGUAUAUAACAAAAAUUACAAAUUGGUAUACAUAGUUUUGGAAAUUUUAAUGAAAAAUAAAUUGAGUGUAGAACCCAUGAUUCUAGACAAAAUAUUGUGCUUCCUAAAUUUGAAGCAUAUAUUACGGAAAGAUAAUCAAGUUAAAAUUAAAAAUAUUAACAAUAUUUUGCUACUCAUUAAUCAAUAUGGCAGAAACAAUCUCAACAUGAACAAUUUAUUUAAUAUCCUAUUUGAUACAAUCCAUUUGCUACUGGAAAUCCUUUCCGAAAAGAACAUGUACGCCCGUGCCCCUCGUGUAGACUAUACUUUGGAAGAUGUGGAAGAUGUGGGAGAAGUGGAGGAAGUGGAGGAAGUGGAGGAAGUGGAGGAAGUAGAAGAAGUGGACGGAGAAGCUUCACCAGUUGACAAGCGUGUCGAGACACUCUCCAAAUCACAGCGGAAGAGAAAGAGAAAAAAUGCAAAUGUGGAGAAGGCAGAAUUAAAGAAGCCUAGGGAGAAGGAGGAGACCCUCCAAUUCCAUAAAAGAAGAAAAAAGGUAGAUGACAAAGAACCAGAGACUCAGUUCAAAAGUGACAAGUACAAAAGUGACAAGUACAAAAGUGACAAGUACAAAUGUGACAAGUACAAAAGUGACAAGUACAAAUGUGACAAGUACAAAUGUGACAAGUACAAAUGUGACAAGUACAAAUGUGACAAGUACAAAAGUGUAAUUCGAAUGAACGAUUACAUUGUUAAUAUAAACUGUCUGUUUAGUCUCUGUUUUAAAAACUAUAAGCCCAUGACCAAUGAUAUAAAAAUAUAUGCAUUAUACAAUAACAUAUUUGGAUUAUGUUCCUAUGUGUAUGAUUAUAUUGCAUAUGUAGAAGAGUUAUCACUGCAGAGAAGUAGCAAUUAUAGAAGUAGUGGUCAACAUAGUAGCAGUUAUGAAGCAGGGAAAAGGGGUCAUGAGGUUGUCAUUGAAAAUUUACAUAUUUUGAAAAGAAAUUUAAAGACAUUUAUUACAAUCAAUGUAGAAAAUAUAAACAGAUCACAUUUUAAAAGUGUUUACACAUGGUAUAUAAAUAGUGCACAAGAAUUAAAAAUGAAUUAUUCAUCUUUCCAUUUUACGGAAAAUGAAAAAAUUCUUGAAACAAUAUAUAUCAUAUUAAAUAAGAUAUCUAAUGAAAACCCAACUUUUCUCUUUGAUCAACAUAGUGAUAAAUUUAUUAGCUCAUUAUUAAAUAUAAAUAAAAGUAAAAAAGAUAAAUUAAUUUAUUUUUUUAAAGAUGAUAUUUCUUUAAAUAAGAAGUAUCCCUUUUUAAGUAUUGCCAAAAUUAGAGGAUCUAUAAAAACAUUGAAUAUAAUAAUAAAAUUCCUUUUCUUAAAACAUAGUACUUAUAACUUCUCUCAUUUGCAAACUUAUUUUAUGUUAUUUAUGUUGAUUCCACAUUUCCAGUUAACUUUUUACAAUAAAUGUGUAAAACAUGAGUACGCUAAAUUGUUUCAUUUCACUGAACCAAGGGAAGGUGAAAGAAAAACAAAAAAAAAAAAUUUACAUAAAAAUGGAGAAUCUCUACAUAUCACACAAUAUUCUCAAGAAGAAAUAGAUUCAGAUGAAGAUCUAUCUAUCGAAGGUUUUUCAUCACACAACGCAAAUAAGGUUGAGAAAUCCAUUGCAGAAUCACUUGGAGGAUCUGAUAAACAACUGCAUACACAAUUGAGUAUUCACAAAACACCAUUAUUAUAUUUUAAGAACGCCCAGGUUAGAGUCUCAAAUUCAAAUUGCUACUUCGAGGAGGAUCUUGAUUUGAAUAUCUUCAAGGAGACACAUACCAAUAUUCAUGUACUGGUAGAAUAUUCGAAACUAGUUUACAAAAUUUUACAUUAUUUAAAUUGUAGAAGUAGUAUAAGGAAAGACACCUUUCUGUUUAUUAACAUGACUUACUUUGUAAAGUACAUAUUUGAUUGCUUAACGAAUGCUUAUUUUUCAAAUCGAGGGGGAAAAACAAAAAAUGCUCUUCGACAGUGUAAGCCGAGUGGUAACAGAAGGAGUGGUAGUAGUAGUAGUUCUACUACUUCUAAUGCAUCUACUGCUUCCAAUGCAUCUACUGCUUCCAAUGCAUCUACUGCUUCCAAUGCAUCUACUGCUUCCAAUGCAUCUACUGCUUCCAAUGCAUCUACUGCUUCCAGUGCAUCUACUGCUUCCAACGCUUCUACUUCUUCUAGUAGUAGCUGUGCUGGCCUGCACAAAGAAAGAACUGGUUUUCAAGGCUUGAAAGUCUGCAGGCACAAAAAAAUGUACAUAAGUGGAAAACCACAUUUGCAACUGUUUGAUGAGAAUCUGAAAAAGGUGUUCAGCACUCUCCAAAGAAGGAAAAAUAAGCAACUGUUAAAGGAAAUAGGUGGAAAUGACAAUGAGUGUGUCAGUACAGGAGGGGAAGGGCACGAGGUGACGAAUCUGCAGUUACUGUCGAAGAAAGGAGGAAAUAAUAAAAAAAAAAACAGAAAUAAAAACCUGAUGAUAUAUCUGAAUUAUUUAAUAUAUGUGAAUCAAAUGAAUCUGAUAAAUGUAAUAAAUUUUGAUAUAAGUCCUAGAACAAUUAUUUUUUCAACUAUAUUUAAUUUUGCAAAAAAAAUAAAUGUAAAUGUGCAGUACAGUAAUACCAGAAAUUUAAAUAUUUUUAAAUUUUAUCAUAUACAGAAUUUUAGUAGCUAUACAGUAAAAAAUAUUUUAAACAAAUAUGUAGAAAUAUUUGGAUUCACAAGUUUUUUAAAAUUUCUUCACUACUACAUAAAUGGACAAUUUAACACACAUAGUGAAUACUCAAGGAAUGUUAGUUUUUUAUUGAAUUCAGUUUUGAUUAACAUAUUUGAACAAACCAUGAUAAAAUGGAUAGAUCAGUUAACAAAUAUAUUAGAUUAUUUUAUCAAAAUGUAUGAAUACCACAUAUCAAAAUUGGAUAUUCUACUGAAAGGAAUGGUAAACCCUUUGGUGAAGCAAGGUCAGAAAUCAUACGUGAAUGGAACUAGUACUCACGUUUCUGGCAGUGAAUAUAAUAACACUUUGAGAAUCCAAAAUUUUGAGAAAGAUUUUGCUCUUCACAUGAAACAAAGAGGAGAUACCUCAAUGUAUCAUCAGACAACCAAUUACAUGACAAUCAUUUUAAAUAUAGAAACGCUGGAAUACAUUAUUUGCUGCCUUUUAAAAUCUAUUCAUAAGAAUAAUAUAACCUAUAUUUUGUUAACAUAUAUUAAACAAAUUGUACUUUUACAUUUGAGAAAGGAAAAAAAUGAAAUUUUUUUCUAUGAAAAAGUCCAGAAGAAUAAUUUUUUCAAAACAAAAUUUUCUCAUUUUUCGCAUAGCCUUUAUGUCUACUAUUUUUUUAAUUAUACUAUAUCUAGAGUCACUAUAUAUGCCAUAUUGAACAAGCAAAUAAAGUGUGACGUGAAAUCUACGUUCAUUGCUGAUAUAGUUACAAUUAUGGAAUCUGGUUUCUCCGACAUUGAAAUUAUGUAUGACUUAUGUGUUAAGGAAAAAUCCAUGCACGUGUUUUUAGAUCUAUUACAAAUUGUCUUGCAGACAUUUUCUUUUUACAUGUACUUUGUGGAACUGAACUUUAUAGACCUGACGAAACUAACCACGUACCUCAAGACAUUUCUCCAUCUUUUGAAAAAGAAUGCCUUAGAAGACUACUCAUACCCAAUAAAAAAGAAAAUAUGUAAGAUGAUUGCAAACUUGUUCAUAUACAACAGAACAUUCCUUGUGAGGACAUUUAAGAAAGAAGAAAAUAUGUUAGAAGAUAUGUACAUAGAAUUUACAAAAAUUUUAUUUCUAGACAUUGAUAUUAUAAAAAAUAAACAGAAUUAUAAUUUCCUUUUUGAUUUUUAUUUUUUCAUAAAGAAAACAAAAAAAUUACAAAGUUUUUUCAUGGAAUUAUUUUCACUUCAUUUUAUUAUAAUUUUGAAUAAUUUCGACAAAGAUGUGCAUCACACAGAAUUGACAAAAGCAAACGAUGACAUCUACAAUUCUACAAAAUUUGCAAAAGAAUCAUAUACGUAUUUGUCUUCCCACGUAUGUGCAUUAGUUAAAAGGAACAAAACCCUUUUUAAUGAAAAAAAAAACAAAUGGUAUGAAAUAUUCAACUUAAAGAAAAAAUACAUGUGUCAUAAUAAAUCAUACAUUUUCAGCAGUUCAACGCAAGAUUUCACAGAUAAUAAAAUGAUGAGUAUAUUUUCAGAGAGUAGAAAAAGUGAUCAGCUUAUCAGAUUCAUAGCUGCUCAAAAAUUCACCGAAGACAUAACAGCAAGCACUGUAGCAAAUGCAGAUAUAUGUGUUUUGAGCAACCUUCUAGCCUUGUUCAGUGGGGUCGAAAAUAUACAGGACAAUUUGUACACACUCAUUUGCAAAAUAUCUGGAAAUUUUUCGAAUUACAAUAUUUACUAUGAGCACAUUUUGAUUAAUCUUUUGUUUUCCUUUUGUAAUAAUAUAUCCCAACCACAAAAAGCAAAAUCCAAUUUGAGUUUGAAAAAUUUUUUAUUUUUUAUAAAAUUAUCAUACCAGGUUCUUCAAAGGCAAAAGGAAUACAUGAACAACGGAAUUUUUAUAACGAAUAAAAAUAUACUUGUUUUGAAACUCAUUUUUCACAUUUUCUUCAUUUAUAUAAAUAUGUGGACUCUUCAUUCCUUCACAGUUGAAGUAACACAUCAGAAGGAGGAAAUUGAGAAAUGUGCAAAACAUACCCAAAAUAACAUUCAACCUGUUUCAAAUAACAGAAAACAUGACUACGAACCCUUGAAGCAAAGUGAAAUAAGAAAACAUAGAAUCUUUAAAGGAAAAAAUCAAAAGAUGAAAAAUUGCUUUAUUUUUUUUAUAAAAUAUUUCAUGCUUAUGCAUGAAUUGGUUGUAUUAAAAGAGGGGUGUGAUGAAGGAGAAAAUGCAAAUUCAGCCAUAGGUGAUGACUACUGGGAGUGCUUGACGAAUCAUAUGCAACACAAGACCAAUAGGAGUGGUAACAAUGAAGAGAUGCAAAAUGGGUGCCACGACGAGAGUGGAAAUAGCGACAUCAGUUAUUUACUGGAAAAGUUGAAAAGCUUUGUGCACAAAAUUUUAAGCACUGGCAGAAGCGGUCGAAGUGGUAGUGAUGGUCGAAGUGGUAGUGAUGGUCGAAGUGAUAGUGAUGGUCGAAGUGGUAGUGAUGGUGGUAGUUGUAAUGCCACAGUAAGCAUGAACGCACUAUUUCUGGACAUGAUCGAAUAUGUUUUUAUAUCUUUUCUCCUUAAGCAAAAAUUCUGGGAAGAAAUAAACGGAAAAACUGUUUUCAAAGUGAUUAAUGCAUUUAAAGAUAUGAACGUACAGGUGGAGGACACCUUGCGAACAGUUAACAAGAACUAUACGACGUUUGUAUAUAGCAUAUUGGUUUUGAAAAUUUUUAAUAUUAAGGUGAUAAAAUCGGAGAAGGAGAUAAAAGAGGAAAAAGUGAUGAUAACGAGGAACGCUGGAGAGAAAUCCGAAGACGAUUAUGGGGAGGAAGGUGCUGACACGAACGAACUUCUAAACAGUAAGAGUGAAUUCCAUGUGAAGGAAGAAGAAGCACAGAAUGGAGAAGGUGCUUGGGAUGAUGAGGCUGCUGGUGAGAAUGGAGAAGCUGCUUUGUCUGAGGAGGACACAAGGAAAAUAUUUUCUGUGGAGAAGAAAAACAAAAAGCUAGGUAAGAAUAUAAAGAAGAUGAAUAAGAAGAUAACCAUGGAUAAAGAAAACUUGACUCGAUUUUUCAAAUUGUUCCUAUCAUCACUCAACUUAAAGAAAGAGAAGGUUUAUAACUUCGAAGAGAAAGGAAGAAAUUCAAGUUGUGUACUAUUUUACAAUAUUAUAUAUCACUGUAAUAAUAUAAUGGUUGAAUGCAAUCAAGAAAAAGCUGUUUUUAUUUGUUUAAAAUAUCAAAAUGUUAUUAAAAAUAUUUGCACAUUGUUUAAUUAUGGAAUUGGCGAAGUAAACCAAGUCUUAGAAUAUGUGCAAAAUGAAAUGAACAAAAUAUACGUCCAAGAAGAAAUAAAAAAUUGCUUAUACUAUUACAAUAUGCACAUAAUAACAUUAAUAUACUUAAUUUCGAACAGUAACAAAUUUUGUUCAGAAAUAAUACAUCAGAGUAGAAACCCCAAUGAUACUUCUUCCUUUAUCACCUUAUACCUUUACCUUAUGAAAUAUGUACACACUUAUUUGGAUAAUAGUCAGAAUCUCAAAAGUACUUCAUCCUGUCUUUAUCUCAUGCUGCAUCUGGUGUAUAAGUUAUCACAGCUCUUCGUUUUUUUCUUCACUCGUUUCAAGAGUAAAGCCAGAGACGGAAGCUACUUCAUCCUUCUAGGAUUCGUAAGCAAUUAUUGCAACUUUCUAGUUAAGACGAUGGAUUUAUUAAAACAUCUUAUACAAAGCAGCAACGACAGUGAUCAGCCCAAACCAGAAAAAACAUUUAUAACACAUUUCUACAUCCUAAAUAACUGUGGACUAUUCGAGAGGAAGAAGUUUUACUUGUAUCUGCUUAGUCAUCAACUCUUUGUUCUAUUGUAUGAAUUCUUCAACAUACAGAAAAAUGAACUCAUGAUGAAAUCCAAAAGAACGAUAAAUGAAGUAAUCAAAAAAGGUGGAUAUGCAAUGGACUUUUUGUGUUCAUAUUUGGACUCAAUUUUUUAUCUUGACAGCAGAAUAAACAAAUUGUUACUCAGGAACGCAAACUUCCUCAUGAUGUUUCUACGAACUAAUCGAAACAACCUUAAUUUAUCCACAAUAGCCUUUCCCAUAGUUAUAAAAAUUGUAGAUAUUUAUGAAUUCAUUUCCAAGAAAAGUACAAUGGAUGAGGAAGAAUAUGAAGAAAAAAAAAUUCUCAAAAACAUUUUUCAAACAACUGUAUCCUUGCUUCAACAUAGUUCUGUUCAAUUUUGCUAUUUAUCCCUCACAGAUAGAAAAAAAGAAAUUUUUAAUGCACUAUCCAGCUAG
This is a messenger RNA of Plasmodium gonderi, 7119 nucleotides long. RefSeq lists its product as hypothetical. Lineage: Eukaryota; Apicomplexa; Aconoidasida; Haemosporida; Plasmodiidae. The record is from RefSeq and is a predicted model, not a curated record. The transcript has 6 exons. The coding region runs from base 1 to 7119 and encodes 2372 amino acids.